This is a messenger RNA of Hyla sarda, 1810 nucleotides long. It is a transcript of the gene ERP29, whose product is annotated as endoplasmic reticulum protein 29. NCBI's taxonomy places the organism in Eukaryota, Metazoa, Chordata, Amphibia, Anura, Hylidae. Gene Ontology annotation, cellular component: endoplasmic reticulum; endoplasmic reticulum lumen. Gene Ontology annotation, biological process: protein secretion. Bases 60 to 836 code for a protein of 258 amino acids. The record is from RefSeq and is a predicted model, not a curated record. The transcript is spliced from 3 exons.
GCGGUAAAGCAGACCACGUGACCCGCUCGGCUCCAGCCUUUGAUCUCCCUCCAUAAACCAUGGCGAGAGGACGCGUGCUGACAGCUCGGUGUGUACUGCUCGUAGUGCUGCUGGUGGCCUGUAGCGUCCUGCAGUGCUGCUGCUCUCUGCACACCAAGGGCUCCCUGUCUCUGGACCAGAUCACCUUCUAUAAGGUUAUUCCCAAGAUGAAGUUUGUGUUGAUAAAGUUCGAUACUCAGUAUCCGUAUGGAGAAAAGCAGGAUGAAUUCAAACAGCUGGCAGAAAGUUCAUCUUCCAGUAAAGAGCUUCUGGUGGCUGACGUUGGGAUCUCAGAUUAUGGAGAUAAACUUAACAUGGAGUUGGGUGAGAGGUAUAAGCUGGAUAAGGAAAAUUUCCCUUAUUUUUAUCUGUUUGUAAAUGGAGACAUUGAAAACCCAAUUGCUUACACUGGAGUGGUUAAGACCAGUGCUAUCCAGCAUUGGUUGAAGACUCAUGGAGUAUAUUUGGGCAUGCCUGGGUGCCUGGAGGACUAUGACAUGCUCGCCUUAGAGUUCAUGAAGUUGACUACUAUAGACGAGAGGAGAAUGUACCUGAAGGAAGCUCAGAACAUGCUGGCUAGUGUUGGAGAGCUGGAGAAACUGUCUGCAGAACAGUAUAUAAAGAUCAUGAGCAAAGUCCUCGACCAAGGGGAGAGCUUUGCUGUCAGUGAGUUUGAACGUAUAACAAAACUAAUUGAAAAGAACAAAAUGAGCGAAUCAAAGAAAGAGGAUCUACAGAAGAGGCUCAAUAUACUCAGCAGCUUCAAGAGCAAACAUCAAGACAGAGAGGAGCUUUAAAUGUCAACGUAAUAUAUUUAUUCCAACAGUAUUUCUCCAGAGUUCACAUUAACUGUACAGGAAACACUGACAUGACCCAUCAUAAUUCAUGGACAUCUAUCUAACCAUAGAAAGUCUUACCGAUAGACCCGUGUUUUCAUUGGGCACCAGAAAAUGUGUCUAUUCUAUUUUCCUAUACGUUCAGCAAUACAGUAUUAUAUUUCUUUAAAGGGAAAAGAUUUAAAAAAUGUUUUUUACUUUUGUAUUUUCCCAUUCAAAUUCCAUGCAAUAGAUGCUCCAGAAGAGUCCGCAAAAUUCAAGAGAUACUCAGCUUAUAAUAGCUGGAAAAAGGUAAUCAUGGUGCCAUAAUAGAAGGUUAUCCAUGAAUCCAUUCAAUAGGUGGGAGAGCAUUAUCCCCUUAUCUCCAUUUAAAGGGGUACUCCGCAGCCCCAGCGUUCAGAACAUUUUGUUCGACACAUGCCCCCUCGAUGCAAGUCUAUGGGAGGGGGCAUGGCUCGCCAUGCCCCCUCCCAUAGACUUGCAUUGAGGGGGCGUGGCGUGAUGUCAUGAGGGGCGUGACCGUGAUGUCACGCCACCCGCACCCAGCGUUCUAAAUGAACCCCCGCGAUCAGACAUCUUAUCCCUUCUCCUAAGGAUAGGGGAUAAGAUGUCUAAGGGCUGAGUACCCCUUUAAGAACCUUGAAUUAUUUUUCACUGGAUAGCUGUACACUUUGGCAGGAGUAAGUGUUUCCCAAACUAUUUUACAUAGCAUACCUAACUUCUAGAAAAUAAUCGAGUCAAGUUUGCUGCAAUGCAGAGAUCCCAGAAAUGUAAGGUGGUUCCCAAGCACUCAAUAACACCUGUAGCUUCUUAUUAAAUUGACGUGUGUCUUCUAUAGUUUAUGGUUUGUUACAUAUAGAGAUGAGCGAACUUACAGUAAAUUCGAUUCGUCACGAAUUUCUCGGCUCGGCAGUUGAUUGCUUUUCCUGCAUAAA